Molecule: messenger RNA, 1786 nt
Organism: Melanotaenia boesemani (Boeseman's rainbowfish)
Lineage: Eukaryota; Metazoa; Chordata; Actinopteri; Atheriniformes; Melanotaeniidae
Gene: vsx1
Product: visual system homeobox 1 homolog, chx10-like
Exons: 5
Coding region: 201-1304 (367 amino acids)
Biological process (GO): regulation of DNA-templated transcription
Cellular component (GO): nucleus
Molecular function (GO): DNA-binding transcription factor activity, RNA polymerase II-specific; transcription cis-regulatory region binding
Source: RefSeq, a predicted model, not a curated record
UGAUCGGAUUGGAGGGAAAUUGGUGGCAAUUAAUCCUCUGGGAUUGAGAGAAAAGCGGGAGACUUUCCUCCCGCUCCCCAGCUCUCGGUUCUGAUUGGCUGUCUCUGUGAUCCCUGGGGGCCCGGGGCCAGAUAAAUUCGCCCGCGGCCCGAACGGUCCCGCUCUCGGACCUUCGUCACCUUCCUCUUCCUCAGGAAACUAUGACCGGUCGGGAAGAACUUAGCGAAGACAAACCCAAAGUGAAGAUGCUCUCUCCAGGGUUCGGUAUCGAUAAAUCCCGGCUGCACGGCUCCGGGUUUCGCUCCAAAGGCUUCGCCAUCACCGACCUGCUGGGUCUGGAGUCCGACCUGCAGGUACGGCCGCAGCCCGGCGGGCCCCCCGGUUCGGGCGUUUCUGCGGCGGGUUCUGGGCCUGGAUCGGAGCCUCAGGGGGUGGCCGGCGGGCUCGGCGGGUUCUCCUUCCCGGGUGGUUCGCUGCCUCUCGGCCUCGGGUUCCUGUGCAGCCUGGCGGCCCAGCAGCCCGCCGGAGCGCCCUGCUUCCUACCGGGACACCUGCCGCUGCUGCAGGCCCGGGCAGACAGCCACUACCUGCAGAACCUGGAGGUCCAGAGAGACACUUACUCCGAUGAAGAGUGUCUGUCGGACAGAAACGACCCCAAAAGUUCCGGAAACUCACAGAAGAGGAAGAAGAGGAGGCACAGGACGGUGUUCACCUCCCAUCAGCUGGAGGAGCUGGAGAAAGCUUUUCAGGAGGCUCAUUACCCCGACGUGUACGCCCGGGAGAUGCUCGCCAUGAAGACGGAGCUGCCCGAGGACAGAAUCCAGGUGUGGUUCCAGAACCGGCGUGCGAAGUGGCGUAAGCGUGAGAAGUGCUGGGGUCGCAGCAGCGUAAUGGCGGAGUACGGUCUGUACGGGGCGAUGGUGCGACACUCCAUCCCGCUGCCAGAGUCCAUCCUCAACUCCGCCAAGAAUGGCAUGAUGGGAUCCUGCGCCCCCUGGCUGCUCGGUGAGCCGCAUGCACGGAUGCACAAGAAGUCUUUGGAAAUGGCGAAGAAGUGCUCCAGUCCUCCGGUUUCGGACUCCACCCGCUCAGACUCGUUCUGUGACACUUCAGAGCAAAGAAGAGGCGGCGAGGCCCGGGAAGCGGAGGAGGAACUGCUGGAGCAGGAGGAUGAGGAGAUGGAGGAAGAGGUGGCCAUUGACCUGUCCAGCUCCUCCAAACAGCAGCAGCAACAGGAGGGCGUGGCCUCCACAAGGACCACCCCCUCGCCACAGCAGCAGAAUGGUGGUGAAUCAGACAGCUGAAGGUGGGCGGAGUUUGAGAGGUGGACUGAUGAUGGCUUUCUUCUGUUGGAACACUGGGAUUUGAUUGGCUCUUCCAGGAAACUCAGCCAAUAAACAAGCAGCUUUUCCAUCAUCUGUUUCUAUGCAACACAUAAAAAAUACCAGAAAACUGUGUUAGAAAUAUUGAAUUAUUUAUUAUUUACUAUUUAUUUUAAAUGUAAAGAACAUUACAACAGCAUGGCCCUCUGUGGGUGCUGCUCCUCACAGGCGUCCAGAAGCUGGCUAAUCAGAAGAGAGUGGGCUUCUAGGGAGGGAGGCCAUAAAGAGACAGGCACUGUGCAGUGGAACGAAGAUCCAGCAGAGGAUAAAAAGGAGAUUUUUAAAACUUUGAACUAUGCAGCCCCUUCUGUGGACUCCUGGAAUAAAAACCUCUGAGUCAGCAAACACUCAGCAAAGACAUGUCGCCGUGACGUCAAACACCAUGGCGAUCAGAUCGUCCUCAA